This is a messenger RNA of Penicillium angulare, 1230 nucleotides long. It is a transcript of the gene trm10, whose product is annotated as tRNA (guanine(9)-N(1))-methyltransferase. Gene Ontology annotation, biological process: tRNA N1-guanine methylation. Gene Ontology annotation, molecular function: tRNA binding. The record is from RefSeq and is a predicted model, not a curated record. Gene Ontology annotation, cellular component: nucleus. NCBI's taxonomy places the organism in Eukaryota, Fungi, Ascomycota, Eurotiomycetes, Eurotiales, Aspergillaceae. The transcript has a single exon. Bases 1 to 1230 code for a protein of 409 amino acids.
AUGGACAACGACAACGAGGAAAGACCUAGGAAAUUGGCUAAGCGGGAUCACGACGAGGGAGAGGAUUCUGCGCAUUCUGAGCUUGUGCCCGCUAUGACUGGUGCUGUGAGCGCUGAACCGCAAGUUGCGGCCGUUUCGUCGAUUGAAGAUGCGAACAAAGAACUCGCCGAAAAACCCAAUAUUAAUACCGAUACCAAUACUAUUCCUGGGACGGAUGGUAAUGGACCUACAAACAUCGAAGCGACAGACGAUGGCGAGCCGAAAAUGUCUAAAAACCAGCUUAAGAAGCUCCGCCGACGAGAACAAUGGGAACAAGGUCGCGACAACCGGAGAGAGAUACGGAAACAAAAGAUGGCCGAGAAGAAAGAUCGUCGAAGACAAGCGGUCGCCGAAGCCCGAGAGAAGGGUGGUGAAGAAGCCGUGAAAGCACUUCUGAAAAGCUGGGAGAAGACCAAACACGAAGACUCUCAAUUACUCCCGAUGUCAAUCGUCAUUGACUGCGGCUACGACGAAUUGAUGCAUUACAAAGAACGAAUCUCGCUAGCCAGUCAAAUGACACGCUCAUACUCAGACAACAGCCGCGCACGUUUCCGAACCAACCUGAUGUUCAGCUCUUUCGAUAAACUACUCAAAGAGCGAUUCGACACUGUCCUUGUUGCUCAUAAGAAUUGGAAGGGGGUCAAGAUUAUCCAGGAAGAUUUCGUACAUGCUGCUGAGAUCGCGAAGGAGACUAUGGCUUCGCCGCGUGGUGGAAAGCUUGUUGGUCAUUUUGCUGAGAUGGAUCGCAAGCCUGAGGAUGGUGAGGUUAUCUACCUUAGCAGUGAUAGCGAGAAUACGUUGACGGAACUUAAGCCGUACGACACCUAUAUUAUUGGUGGUCUUGUGGAUAAGAAUCGACACAAGGCUAUCUGCUACAAGAGCGCGUUGGAGAAGGGUGUUAAGACCGCGAAGUUGCCUAUUGGUGAUUAUAUUCAGAUGGCAUCUCGUCAGGUCUUGACUACCAACCAUGUUGUGGAAAUAAUGCUUAAGUGGUUGGAGUUACGUGAUUGGGGUGAGGCGUUUUUGAAGGUUCUGCCUCAGAGAAAGGGUGGGAAGUUACUAGCCAAGUCUCUUGAGGCUGGAGAUGGUGGUGAGGUGGAAGACGACGACGACGAUGAAGAAAAUGAAGAAGAUCAGAUUGCGGCUGUCGAGGCCGCAUUGGAUGCUGAACCUGCUGCGGAAAACCUUUGA